Messenger RNA from Mya arenaria, 5946 nucleotides. RefSeq lists its product as uncharacterized. NCBI's taxonomy places the organism in Eukaryota, Metazoa, Mollusca, Bivalvia, Myida, Myidae. Gene Ontology annotation, molecular function: telomeric repeat DNA binding; single-stranded DNA binding. Gene Ontology annotation, cellular component: CST complex. The record is from RefSeq and is a predicted model, not a curated record. The coding region runs from base 152 to 3958 and encodes 1268 amino acids. The transcript is spliced from 20 exons. Gene Ontology annotation, biological process: telomere maintenance via telomere lengthening; positive regulation of DNA replication.
AUUUAUACCAUGGAUCAAAAAUGUUUUUUUCCCGGUAGAAUGGAAACGGUAGCUUCUGCGACGUGUAAGAAGUUAAAACGGAUACAUAUUCUGAUUGUAUCCAGCUCUCUACUUUGAAGAGGUUCUGAAAUUGAUUAUUCCUUUUUUGACCAUGGAGAACACAACACCAAGUCUCAGCAUGUGUGAAGUACAAGAUGUAUUUACCUGCAGCCAAGCUCGGUCUCUGCUUUGUAUCAGGCAAACGCUGCGAAGAUCUGCGAGAGUGACGAUACAUGGGAGCGUGCUCUUCUUGAGUGGCCUUGUAGCAGUGAAGGACACACAACUGUUCCUUGUGAGACUAGAGCAAGGAGUCAACAUUAUUGUCAAGAAAUCCAGCUACCUUUACUGGCAGAAGGAGCUAGAGUUGAAUGAAGACUAUGUGUUCACAGAAUUGAUACCUACAUCUUUACAGAAGGGUAGCAGGGAGCAGCAUCUGCUGUAUGCAGUAAGUGACCACAGUCAGUUACAUGAGGCUUCCAAGGUGAGAUUGACCCUGGUGAACAUUGACCACUGGCUAACUUCACACAGGAGGCCUGUGACUAAUGAUGCCCUGCCAGGCGACUAUCAACUGGACAAUGGACAGGCUGAGACUGAAGACAAGCUAGAUGUCUUCUCUUACCAGGGUAUGGUGACUGCAGUUUUGGAUGCCUCUGUUGGAGUUUUUGAGCUGGAUGGAAAAGUCAGAUUGUAUGCUGGCCAUUUGCAUAGCAGUACCACAGAUCAGCUGAAAACUGGACAGAUAGUUCUGGUACAGAAUGCUCACUAUAGACUUCAUACCAAGCACUCCAUGUUGUCCCUGUAUUGCUGCAUCCUGGCGAGUGUCAGUGUGAUAGAGGGACCGACUGCUGAUCAGAACAUCAAAACACAGUCUUCAGAUGGUUUAAGAAAGCAGAUUUAUACAAGCAGUCUGUCCCAAGCCCAUAUGGACCUGCUGGGUCAGCUAAGACUUAAACUAAACCUGCAGUUUCUGUCUGGGUUUGGUCAGAAGUUUGUAGACAAAUUAUUUAGUCGGCUGUUGAGCACAGAUUAUGCCCAGCAUGUGAAAAUGGACGGUAGGUCGCGUAAUGCUAUUGAUGAAUUCCUUACACUACCUCACCAAUGUGGGCUCAUGGUACAGGGAGAGGAGAUCCAGUUGAAAAUGUGUAGUAUUGCUGAUAUACAGAAAGUCAAGCUGGCUGAUAGCCCUGCUGUGGCAGUAGAAGGGAAAGAUGCCACAGACUGGUGCGCUAAUAUAAAGGCUCUCCCUGACAUGGAAAUUCCCUGCAUAAUAGAUACUUGCAGAGAAACAGGUCAACUCAUUCUGCAUGACAACACUGGUAGAAUAGGUGUGGUUGUUUGCUGUCUCCAUAGCAACCAUAGCGAUAAGACUGCCUCCCUGGCAACAUGUGUACAUGGAGGGAAGACGGGAGAAAAUUCUGCUUCACUAGUGAAUCAAGAACAAGAACAGCUUCCAGAAGAUAAAUAUAUUAGUGAAAACAAAUCAAAAUUUUGUAUGGAUACAUCUAAGCAAAAUGAAGAACACAGCUUUGAAAAAUGUGAAUCUGAAUAUACUAGGUUAAAAAAUGAAAACCUUGAAGCAGUAGAAGGUAACUCUGGUAACUCUGCUGACCUACCUUCGAAAAAUGAGCAGAAAGGAAUAGAAAUGAAGCAUAUCUGUGAUAUGAAAUGUAAAUGUGAUAGUCUUCAACCAGGACAAUCCUUCACAUGCCCUUUUGUUCAUAAAUGUUGCUUAGGGAAAGCAGUUUUGGUGAAAAAAUGUUAUGUUGGUGAAGAAUUGAAGUUACAGUCAAAAGUUGAUCUGAUGGUUGCUUCGACCUCAAAGAGAUCAAGUAAACCAAUGGAGAAAAAGUGUUUAUAUCUCUUUGUAGAUUUACGAUAUGUUUUUUUUAUUUGUCAUAGUUCAAGAAAAUCAGAAAGUAGUGCUAGUGUAAGUGGACAUCUUCAAGGCUUAGAGAUGGAUAGAUCUACAUCAGUAUUCCAGAAAGAAACACCUAUGUUACACACACAUGAGCGUGAAGAUGGUGGAACUAUUUUCUGUAGGAAGAAAGAAUGUUAUGUUAAAAAGACUCCUGGUAAAUGUGAGAUCAACAGUGAAAACAAGAACACAAGUGUUGAAUAUAUAAACAGGAAUGAUACCUUGUCAAAUGUAAUGAGGCUAGGUGCAAGGUCUGCCAGUGAAGAAAAGUUAGCCGAUUCUUGUUUCAAAUCGAGUUUGUCCAAUACCAGUAAGUCACAAGGUAAAGUGUUUACACCAAAAUUUGUUGUUAAAGGAGUCAAAAGGUGUCAUGUCCGUAACAAGGACAAACAUGUCAGAAAAACAACACUAUCAGAAAAAUGUGUUCUAAAUGAAAAACAAAAUAUUGAUGAACAUUUAUCAUUGACCACUGUCGAUAAUUCAAAGCUAAGGGUUGUCAUUGAAGGAAGUUCUCAGACUGAAAAUUCAAAUCAUUCUGCCAGUAAAUUAAAACUGAUUUCGAAAAAAUGUGACUUAAGUGAUAUCAACAGAGUUUGUGAGCUGACCAAGGUUGUGAUACAUGUUGAAAACAGGGGCAGUGUUCAAGAUGAAAAGAUUGUGAAGGAUGGCAAGCAUAUGAGGCAGUUUUACAUCGACUGUGAACUGGUUACUGGUGACAAAACUUUCAAGGUUUGUUUGCAAUUCCCAGACGGACUGAUUCGGUAUCACGCAGUUAUAUCCCCUGGAGCGUUUUACUUACUCACCGUUCCAUCUGAGUUAUCCCCCUUGCUAGCUCUUAACAUUUCCAAUGUGAAGGUACAAAAGGCUGCCCUCAAGAGUAAAACAAGGUUGUUACUAUCAGUUAAUGACCACGCAGAUAUACAAGAGGCAUGGAAUGAUGAGUCAUCACCAUGGCAACCAGAGUCAUCACCAUGGCAACAUCUUGUUUCCCUAACAGCAUUGCUUCAAACAGGGUUUUCCGACACAUUUGUGAGUUUUGAGGGGUUUAUAGUGAAGCGUUCUUACACGAAUAUUAGCACGGAUGCUCGGACUGUGGACAUCUCAACACGACAGUGUGUGAGGAUACUUGUGCAAGACUGCAGCCUGGAGCAUAAGAAAAUAUGGGUAUACAUCAAUGAGCGUGAUGUUCCCAUUCCCCUGGGUCUGAUCCCCGGGGUAAGGCUGGUGUGCCAUGCUCUUGAGAGAAGGGUGGCCAAAGGUGGCAAUGUCUACUGCAAAGUCUUACCAUUUUCCUCAUUACAUGUGUUGUGCUAUAACAGUGAUCACUCUAAGAAGUCCUCUGAUACCACCCUGACCACAAUGGACAUAGAUUUUACCAGUCUCCCCACCCACUUUCUGUCAGACACCUGGACAAUGCACACAGGCUCAGCCAUGUUCCAGUGCACGUGUGACGUGACCAAAGUAUCUCGCGUUUCUCUCAAGUGUAUUUGCGCAGUGUGUGGCAGUGUGCUCAUGCAGGGCUUGUGCACUAGUGAGGGAUGUGGUGGAGGGGAUGGCUACGCUUUUAGUGUACGUGCAAGUGUGGUAGUAGAUGAUGGGACGAGUGUUGCCAUGGUAACCCUGACAGGAAAUGAUGUAAGAAGCCUGCUCCAACUGUCACAUGACCAGUGGGCAUGUCUACAGGAAGAGGUCGCCCAGGUUGGCGAAGUAUUUGUACAACAGGUACGUCCAGUGUUGGACACUCCCUUGCACCAGUUUGUGUACCAACUUUGUGAGAGUGGUGGGGUAAAACAGACCUGGGUUAUGGCCCUGAAACUCUCUAGGGUCCACCCAGAUGUUAACAACAUGGACGCAAGUGAGUUUGUGUGGAAGGAUUUUGACACCGGGACAGGCCAUAUAUCCACCCAAUGUCUGCCAUUCUUGCACCUACACUGUGAGAGACUGGCCUUAUUCCAGCCAGAGGCACUAGUCCAUAAUUACAUGGGGAACCAAGGGACAGUUUGAUAUGGGAACAGGCCAUAUAUCCACCCAAAGUCUGCCAUAACUAAACUGUGAGAGACUGGCUUUAUUCCAGCCUGAAGGCACCAGUACACAAUUACAUAUACGGUGGUGGUGUUAGUAGUUUAUACUCCGGGUCCCGGCGUGAGCACAUUGAAGGGUCCCAGAGUGACAGUUCAACCACCGCACACCUAUCCUGGGCGGUGAACCAGUACUAGGUGCCUUCACUUCUGCAAGGAACUGACAACUUCUGUACAUGCCAGGGACAGUGGUACAGUGCGAAUGGUCGUAGAAAGGAUUUCAUAACCAAUCACAACAGAAGUGACCUGGUCCGCCCGGGAAUCGAACCCGGGUUGUCCGAUUAACAGUCCAACGCUCUACCGACUGAGCUAACCGGGCGGAUAAAACAUAUACGAAACUAGACAGGCCUUAUAUACACCAGAUGCCUCCCAUCAAUACAGCUACACUGUUAGAGAAUGGCUACAUUACAGCCUGGAAUACUUGUACACAGUUUCAUGGGACCAGUUUGCAAUGGGGACAGCUUAAAUAUUGACCCUAUGCUUCCUAUCCCAACAGCUACACUGUGAGAGACUGGUUUUAUACCAGCCUGAGGCACUAGAACCUAAUUACAUGGGGAAACUAGGGACAGUUAGAAAUGGGGACAUACCAUACAUCAACUAAAUGUCGUCCAUUUCUGCACCUACACUGUAAGAGAAUGGCUAUAUCCCAGUCUAAAGUACAUGUACACAGUUCCAUGGGAAAUUGUUGACAAAGUAACAUAUCAUAUGAAUAAUGGAAAGCUAGGAACUGUUUGAUUGAAUUAAUGGCAUGGUGGAUAUUUUAGAACACAGCAACAAAGCCAUCACGUUUAACACUCCAUGUCUUAUAUGAAGAUUCCAGAAGCCUAUGACCUUCUUGUAAAGCUCAGGGUAAUUCACAUAAAUGCUCUUUAUGUAUUUCCUUGAUAACAAUCCAUGAUAAUAGCAUUAAGUAAUAUGAACUGCAAUCAUAGUAAACAAAAUUGAUGGCAUGAUGAAUAUUUUUUUUAAGAUUCUUAUUUUGCUAUCUAACCGACAUAUUACACAGGGCCCUGGUAGAGUUAGUCUCCCUUUACCUGUUAGAUGUUAAAAGGUUUUAUAGGCUUACAUUAUACUCUUCAUGUGAUCAUUGGGCAUUGCUUUGAUUUUAAUUAAAAAUGAUAGCAAAUUGUUUAUGCUUCUAAAAUAUAUUUUUAUUAUCCUAAAAUUUCCGUACAGCUGUGGAAGUCAUAUUCUUUUAUUUAAGAUGUCAAUGCUCUAAAAAUGUAUUGCUUUAUUUAUAAAUCAUAACAAUAUGUCUUUGUAAAACUUUUAGGGGAUUCUCAUAAUUAUGAGUUUGUACAUCAAUACCAAAGUUCCGCUUGAAUAUAUAUUUAAAAAGCAUGAUGUGUAUCAAAGUACUGUUGGAUUUUUUUUGAAUUUCUAUGUACACAUAAAGCACAGAAUGAUUAUUUUCUUUAAGUAAUCAAAAUGUAUUGAUUAGAAACAUUCAAAUUUAAUAACGUUUACAUAACUUACCAAAAGUAAUUGUAUACUGCAUUGGGUUUGUCAAAGUCAUUUGAAGAAUAUUUGAUAAUUGUAAUGUGAUCUUUUAACAAGAUCUUAAUCCUUUUUUAAAUGAAAUAUGCAAUGUUAUUAUUCAAUUUUAUUGUCAUAAUUGUGUCAAAUUGAAUGUUUUUAUUCACUGAAAAUAAUGACCAAAUGCUUUGGCUGAAAAUGGUAGCAAUUGUUUACAAAUCAAACUGAGCUUAUAAAUGUUUUUAUCUCUGUUUUUCCUGUCUGUUUUCUUUCUUCUAUGUUCUGAAGUUGCAAAAAGAAACUUGAUCAAACUCAUGUUUGUGUUGAAUUGUAUUUCUAUUGAAGCAAGUACUGUGCAUGUCUGUCAGGGUUGAAAUGUAUGCAAAUCAUUAAACUGGAUCCUUCUUAAAAUUACACUAUUGCAUGAUAAAGUUUCGA